GUUAGGUGACCUGCAACAUUAUAAAAAAGGACCAAAUCCUCCUUGUUUCUUCACUCCUUUCUGCCCUUGUAGUUUUUGCACCUAUUUCUCCCCUUUGCUCUCAAUUUCCAUCUCCAAACUCUCCCAUGACUAUUGAUUCAAAAUCUUCCUUCUCCAACUCAAAUGGGUUUGACCUCACUGACGAGGCUUUUGAUCAAUCUAACAUCCAUUCUCCCAGCGCAGACUUCAGGUCUGCCUCCCUUAUUGGUACUAUCAAUGGGUUGAUUAGCUCUCAACCUCAUAGUCCCAGUCAGAGUCUCACCACCGACUUCCUCCCUCCAACCAACCUAUUGCAAACUAAUCAGCAUCAAAAAUUGCCCGUUGGCCCUAGAAGUGGCCAGCUUGCCUUUACCACCGGGAUCAGAGCACCUUACCUUGGAUUGCCAAGGGUUCAUUUUCAAACUCUGGUUGAUCGUCAUCAGUACAACCAUCCCGGUCUGACUGAGAUCUCUGUGACAGAGAUCAAAACAACUGGGCUUCUUACCCCAACUUCUGUUGCGGACCACUUUCUGCAGCCUUCUGGUAUUAGCUCCACCAGAGCCUAUGAUGAUGUUUAUCAGGUCUCUAAUGCCGCUGCCAACCGCCUUAUGUUGGCUAUGGCUAAUCGCGAUGAUGAUAAUCCUUAUAAUUAUAUGAGAAAUAUCCCCCAAACACAAUCAAUACCCAGCCAGCAAUUUCUCAAUCCUAUGCCUGACAUAGAUGGUCCGUCCUUUCGACAAGCACUGGUCCAAAAAUUUGAUCUUAAUGAAGUGCCACCCAGGGAUGACCAGUCUUUGCCACUAGCACCUAGAGAAGUUCUCAAUCCUGAAGCUGUCAGCGUCUAUGUCCCUAAUGAUCGCAGAGAUCAACAAAAACCUGAUGAGGCCGCUAGGGGUCAUAGGCCUGGGAUGAGGGUUCAUGCUAAUAGCAACCAAGUGAAUGGAGAGCCUAGCCAGCCAGCUGGAGGGGUUGAUCAAUCUGAUCACAAUGUCGUUGGACGUGAUGGAAGGACACAUAGCCUUCCUAGCAGGAAAUAUGGUCCAUACAAGUGCCCCUGGCCUAGAUGCAUGCGUGUCCUCCCUACAUCUAGGCGAUUUGCAGCGCACACUCUGUCGCACUACGCGCAUGAGACUGCUGCCCAGAGGAAAAGGAGGCGGAUGGAGAGGAGCAGAAAUGUGCGUCUCCGUGCCAGCCACCACAUCGCCCAUGGAUCCCCGGUUUGGCCUAUGGAGGCAGCAGGGACGCUGCAGCGGCAGAGGAGAAGGGAAGUUGUGAAUAUUGAGGCCGAGGAGAGUGCAGGUGAGAACGAGCCGGAAAUGCAGCUGGUUGUUCAUGAUGACGCAACAUCGUCAGCUGUUGGGGAGUCAUCUCUUGGUGUUAAGAUUAAGCGGGAGCCAGAGGAGCCAGAAUUUAGUUCUACUAAUUAGGGAGAAAAGUUUAGUAUCUGUUGGUCAAGUUGGAUAUCGUCUCAGUCUCAUCGUUUCCUUUGAUAAAAUUUCAACUGCGUUUCUCCCUAUUUUGACUAGCAGUGUGAUUUUAUUUAUGAAAACUUUUGUUAUAAUUAUAUUCAAAUAAAACUUUAAUUGAGUU
Messenger RNA from Rubroshorea leprosula, 1608 nucleotides. The record is from the annotation of a GenBank genome assembly. Lineage: Eukaryota; Viridiplantae; Streptophyta; Magnoliopsida; Malvales; Dipterocarpaceae.